Molecule: messenger RNA, 1577 nt
Organism: Myotis daubentonii (Daubenton's bat)
Lineage: Eukaryota; Metazoa; Chordata; Mammalia; Chiroptera; Vespertilionidae
Gene: GTPBP10
Product: GTP binding protein 10
Cellular component (GO): mitochondrion
Molecular function (GO): magnesium ion binding; GTP binding; GTPase activity
Source: RefSeq, a predicted model, not a curated record
CGGAGAAACACAGUCGGCGCCCGGCAAUGACGUAGAAAGGCUGCGCGGCGACCCGGCGCAGACACGUUCUGCGGGAGCGAGUGCUGGCGGUCGCAGUCAUGGUGCACUGCGGUUGCGUGUUGUUCAGGAAGUAUGGAAACUUCAUUGAUAACCUAAGACUCUUCACCAGGGGAGGAAGUGGUGGAAUGGGUUACCCUCGCUUAGGUGGAGAAGGUGGAAAAGGUGGUGACGUCUGGGUGGUAGCCCAUAAAAAAAUGACUUUAAAACAACUUAAAGACAAAUAUCCUCAGAAACGGUUUGUGGCUGGAGAAGGAGCGAACAGUCGUGUUAGUGCACUGAAAGGCUCCAAAGGAAAAGAUUGUGAAAUUCCUGCACCUGUGGGUAUUUCAGUAACUGAUGAAAAUGGUAAAAUUAUAGGAGAACUCAAUAAAGAACAAGACAGAAUUUUGGUAGCUGAAGGAGGUCUUGGUGGUAAAUUCCUUACAAAUUUCUUACCAUUGAAAGGCCAGAGACGAAUAAUUCACCUUGAUCUAAAACUUAUAGCUGAUGUAGGUCUAGUGGGAUUUCCAAAUGCUGGAAAAUCCUCUUUGCUAAGUAAAAUUUCUCAUGCAAAACCUGCAGUUGCAGAUUAUGCCUUUACAACAUUACAGCCUGAACUUGGAAAGAUCAUGUAUAAAGAUUUCAAACAGAUAUUGGUAGCUGAUCUUCCUGGUUUAAUAGAAGGAGCACAUGUGAACAAAGGAAUGGGCCACAAAUUCCUCAAGCAUGUAGAAAGAACUAAACAACUGCUUUUUGUUGUUGAUGUUUCUGGAUUUCAACUUUCUUCUCGAACUCCAUACAGAACUGCCUUUGAAACUGUAUUACUGCUUACAAAAGAAUUGGAGUUGUAUGAUGAGGAAGUUCGAGCAAAACCUGCACUCCUGGCGGUAAAUAAAAUGGACUUGCCAGAUGCCCAAAAUAAAUUCCAUGAACUGAUGAACCAACUCCAGAAUCCUAAAGAUUUUCUGCAUUUAUUUCAAAGUAAGAUGAUUCCAGAGAGGACAAUGGAGUUCGAACAUAUCAUCCCCAUCUCUGCAAUUACGGGAGAAGGAAUUGAUGAAUUAAAGAACUGUAUAAGGAAAUCUCUGGAUGAACAUGCAGACCGGGAAAAUGAUGCAUAUCAUAAGAAACAGUUGCUUAAUUUACAGAUUUCUAAUACAGUAUCUCAUAGUGAGCCACUCUCAAGGAAUGCUGUUACUAGUUCCAGAAUGGAUACAAUUUAAAUCCAUUAAAAAUGAACAUGAAAUUGUGUUCGUUUGAAAACUUUUCCACAGAGUAUUAUGUAUCCCACAUUUAUUGUGAACCUUCUGAUAUAUGCGCCAUCAUUUGGGAACCAUAUCUUUUUAAGUUGUUUAUAGUUAAGUGUAUUAAUAGUUUAAAAAAAAAGUGAAAGCUGAAAAUGACAGUUUAUAGUUUUAUGGCCAAUUUACCUAAAAUAAAAUCCUCUGAUAUUUCUGUACUUACAAUGUCUCAAGUGAGAUAAUUUUUAAAAAAUAUAUGAAAGGAUUUCUCAAAUAUUAUUAAAGUGAGCAACCAGG